Paramecium pentaurelia is the source of this 376-nucleotide messenger RNA. Lineage: Eukaryota; Ciliophora; Oligohymenophorea; Peniculida; Parameciidae. The record is from the annotation of a GenBank genome assembly.
AUGAAAUAAUAUUUUAUUGCUUCCAGACCAUAUUAAAAAGUAUCAUCAUUUUAGAGAAAGUCUCUUUUGCAUUUGGUAUUUAUUAAAGGUUUUAAAAUAAAACAUGUAAGAUAUUCAUAAUAAAAUGUUAAAGGCAGCCAAAAGUCUGAAUAUAAAGUACCCAGCAGCCAAAUAGAUAAUUGUUUAUCAUAGAAAAAAUGUCAUCAUAAAGAAACUAAACAUAAAAUAAAAGACUUAAUGUGUUCCCUUGAUUAAGUAAAACAGCUCAAUAACAAUAAUAUCAAGUAUUGGAGGUAGCCAAAUCACUUCUAAAAUACAUUUUAAAUAUGAAAUUCGAAAUAAUUCAUAAUAUAUUAUUACAUCUAUACCUUAAUGA